CAGACAGCUCCAUGCACUGUGAGACUGCUCAAGAGGUUUGACGAACUUGUGGAGUGGGCAAGAAUGAGAAUCAAACCCUCAAAGUCACGAAGCUUGUCCCUUCAGAAAGGGGUCAGGAGUGACCGCACCAUCUUUAGCGCUGGCGGUGAGGAAAUCCCCUUGUUGUCAAGCCAGCCUGUCCGGAGCCUCGGCCGAACUUACUCUGCAGACCUUACGGAUAAACAGAUGGGGAACGCCGUGAAGAAGCAGUUGGCAGAUGGCCUUUCCAGGAUCAACCUCAGUCAGCUCCCAGGCAAAUACAAGGUGUGGUGUUACCAAUUCACACUGUACCAAAGAAUAAUGUGGCCACUCAAGAUGAGUGAAGUUCCCUCCUCCACAGUGUGCAAGUUGGAUAGUUUGGCAAACUCGUACAUAAGGAAAUGGCUCGGGCUACCAAGAUGCCUUUCUGAUGUAGGUCUCUUUGGCAAGACCAAGCUUCAGCUGCCCCUACGUUCCAUCAGCGGGGGAUAUAAACAGGAGAAGGUGCGGUUGAUCAUGGAACUAAGAGAGUCCACUGACCCUCUGGUGAGAGCUGCGGAUGCCCAGGUUCUAACCGGGAGGAAAUGGAGGGCCAAGGAGGAAGUGGACCUGGCAAUAAGUAGGCUGCAACACAGGGAAGUGCUUGGCAGAGUACAGGACGGCCGGGCAGGCGUCGGGUGGGGACAGGCCCCCCUCUUCUGGUCGAAUGCAUCCAAAGAAGAGAGGAAGGCAAUGGUGGCAGCAGAGGUGAUGAGAGCUGAACACGAGAGGCUUACCAUCAAAGCAGUGUCCCAGGGCCAACAGGGAGGCUGGCUGUCGUGGGAAGGCGUUCUAGACAGGCAGCUGGCUUGGUCUGAUGUAUGGAAGAUUCCUCAGGCCAGGCUAAGUUUUCUUGUCAGAGCAGCAUAUGACACCUUACCUUGCCCCCGCAACCUCCACCGAUGGUUCGGCAAUGAGGAAUCUUGCCUCCUGUGCAGCACUGCUAAUGCGAGCUUCCAACACAUCAUGUCUGGCUGCAAAACAGCGUUGGCACAGGGGCGCUACAGGUGGAGGCACGACCUGGUGCUGAAGAAGCUCGCUGAGGUAGUGGAAACAUGUAGGCAGGAAGCGAAUAGCAGGCCCCCGGCCCUAAUCGCACAUUCCAUCCAGUUCGCGAGGGCUGGGGAGAGGGGUAACACCCACCACCGGAAGGACACAGGAAGACUCCUUACACCGGGCAAGGGGUGGACACUAGCAGUCGACCUUGGGAAGCAGCUCCAGUUUCCCAGGGAGAUAGUGGAAACGUCGUUGCGUCCAGAUCUGGUGCUGUGGUCUGCUGCUUGCAAGGUGGUCCUGAUGGUGGAGCUCACAGUCCCAUGGGAAGGAGGACUUGAAGCUGCCCAUGAGCGGAAGCGGGCCAAAUACUCUGAUCUGGCUGCAGAGUGCAGGGAGGCUGGUUGGAGGGCAGUCACAUACCCUGUGGAGGUGGGGUGCCGGGGGUUCGUGGGCUCCUCAACCUCUCGUCUGCUCCGCGACAUGGGUGCAACAGGUAUAAGGCACCGGAAAGCCAUGAAAGAGCUGGCAGAAGAAGCUGAAAGAGGAAGUUACUGGCUGUGGCUGAGAAGGAAGGCAAAGAAUUGGGGUCCAGUCUCCAUCUAGGGCAUCAGCAGGGGGUGGCAGGGAGAAAUCCCUGCCAUCGCUCCGCCACCAUGAGAUGUACUGGGGUUAAAGGAGCGAAACAUCCGUGACUGGUGGUCCCCAGCUGAUGACCCAUUAAUGCCCUUUGUAGUGUUCCACAGCAUGUACACCUGCAGUACACCUCAAUCUCUUAGGCACCGGUGGAGGUGCGACAGGCAGAAAUGCCCUGCAGGUUUCACCAUCUACCUGUAUGUUAAACUAAUAUCUGGUUUCCAGUGACUGCUGUGAAAGUGCAGUUGGCGGCCAGGAAAGACUGGCGGACGGCAGGAAAGUCUGCACUGGGAGUGGAAGGCUAGUCACCCAAUCCACUUGUCCCCGUGGGGACACCCUUAACCUGACUACGAAAAC
Messenger RNA from Pimephales promelas (fathead minnow), 2043 nucleotides. Lineage: Eukaryota; Metazoa; Chordata; Actinopteri; Cypriniformes; Leuciscidae. The record is from RefSeq and is a predicted model, not a curated record.